AUGGCUUCAGAUAUUCCCAAAGUUGUCCCUUUAACAUGCCACGGACACUCGCGUCCCGUGCCGCAUAUCAGUUUUUCGUCAACAGUAGAGGACGACCAAUACUACCUUGUUUCUGCUUGCAAAGAUAACAACCCUAUGCUUCGAGAUGGUAUCACCGGCGAUUGGAUUGGCACUUUCCUAGGCCACAAGGGAGCGGUCUGGCAAGCUCGCCUCUCGACAGACGCCAACAUCGCCGCCACCGCUGCAGCGGACUUUUCUGCUAAGGUUUGGGACACUCACACCGGUGAAUGCCUACACACCCUGCAGCACGCCCACAUUGUCCGAGCAGUCGCCUUCCCCCUUCAACCCUCCCCGCAAGUCCUAGCCACCGGCGGCUACGAGAAGAAACUCCGCAUCUUCGACCUCACGCGCAGCGGCGGAAGCGGAAGCAACUCCUCCUCCCCAACAACAACGGCAUCAUCAAAUACCGCAACAGAGAACGGCGCGCAUCCAGCUACAAGCUACGAGAUCGGCCCAGGCGUCCACGGCGGCACAAUCAAAUCCAUCGUCUGGAACCGCGACUACAACAUCCUCACAACAGCCGCUGAUGACCGCAAGAUCCGGUGGUGGGAUCUCCGCUCCCGCCACCCGGUCGUCGAGUACGCUGUCGAGGGCAACAUCGGGAGCUGCGAGCUGAACACACUCGCCACACGGCCCAACGACCCUGGUAUUCUGACCGUCGCUGCUGGAAAGAGCGUCUACCUCUUUGACGGCUUGAACCCGGGCCGUUUACUCAAGAAGGUCGACUUUCGGUACGAGGUUGCCAGCGCUGCGGUGAAUAAUGAUACUGCGCGGUUGGUAACGGGUAGCGCUGAUGAUACCUGGGCGCGCGUCUAUGAUUUACACACGGAUGAAGAACUUGAAGUCCAAAAGGGCCACCAUGGACCGAUCUGGUCUGUCAGUUUCUCCCCCGACGGCAAGUUAUACGGCACAGGCAGCGAGGACGGCACAAUCAAGCUCUGGAAGGCGUGCCGAGAACCGUACGGUCUCUGGCGCUAA
Molecule: messenger RNA, 1038 nt
Organism: Aspergillus calidoustus
Lineage: Eukaryota; Fungi; Ascomycota; Eurotiomycetes; Eurotiales; Aspergillaceae
Source: the annotation of a GenBank genome assembly